CGGAGACGAAACGAAAUAGGAUUACCCAAAGAUUUGGAAAAUAAAUAAAUGGAUAUAUAUAUUGAAGACGAAGAGAAAGAGUAGAAAUAAUUGGAGAAAAAGAAAAAGAGUGACAUGGAAUCUGUAUUAUCAGCUAAUGAGAAUGAUAAGCAGAGUUUGGUCUCUUCGUUUCUCGAGAUCGCCGUUGGACAAACCACCGAGACCGCUAUACAAUUUUUACAGGCCACAAGUUGGAAGCUUGAGGAAGCUAUUCAGCUGUUCUAUGUGGGUAAUGAAGGUGGAGCAAAUGUAUCAACUGCACACUCUUCACCGGAAGAAAAUCCUAUUUCAAAUACUGCUGUUGAGAAUUCACUACCUGCAAACUCUGUGCUAGAUGCUGGAGAUGAAGUACGGCCUCCCCUUCCUGUUGUUAGGGAGACACUUUAUGAUGAUGCUGCCUUUUAUGGCAUGUCGAGGGAAGGACGACAUGAACCAAGCUCCUUAAUCGCAUUCCGGAAUUUUGAUGAGGAAAUGAAGCAUCCUGGGGUUUGGGAAUCCGAUCAAGGUGCUACUUCUUCAGCAGAUACUUCACGAGAUAAUCUUGCUUCUUUAUAUCGUCCACCUUUUCAUCUAAUGUUCAAUGGCUCUUUUGAAAAGGCCAAAGAUGCUGCCUCUGUUCAGGACAAAUGGCUCCUAGUGAACUUGCAAUCUACAAAGGAGUUCAGUUCUCAUAUGCUUAAUAGGGAUACAUGGGCAAAUGAAGCUGUUUCCCAAACUAUUAGUACGAACUUUAUCUUUUGGCAGGUGUAUGAUGAUACAAGUGAAGGCAGGAAAGUUUGCACCUAUUACAAACUGGAUUCCAUUCCAGUAGUUCUUGUCAUUGACCCAAUCACAGGACAAAAGAUGCGCUCAUGGUGUGGAAUGGUCCAACCUGAGAGUUUGCUAGAGGAUCUAGUUCCUUUCAUGGAUGGUGGUCCAAAGGAUCAACAUGCAACUUUGUCUCAUAAACGCCCAAGAGGAAGUUCUAUGACUCCUCAACAAAAAAUCAAAGUGUCCACAGAGGAAGCUGAUGAAGAAGACGAGGAAGUGCUGCAAGCAUUGGCAGCUUCUAUGGAGAACAUAAAGGACUCUACUCUAGUGAUACCUAGUGAUGAAGUUGUAACUAUUACUGACGAUGAAACAUGUACUACUAAGAAACCUACAUAUCCACCUCUACAUGAAGAACCCAAAGGUGAUAGGAGUCUUCUUUGCAGGGUUGGUGUCCGUCUCCCUGAUGGACGGAGGAUGCAGAGAAAUUUUUUACGUACAGAUCAAAUACAGCUGCUAUGGUCUUUCUGUUAUUCUCAACUAGAGGGAGCUGAGACAAAGCCAUUUCGCUUGACACACGCAAUCCCAGGAGCUUCAAAGAGUUUGGAUUACGAGAGCAAAUUAACUUUUGAGGAAUCAGGGCUUGCCAACUCUAUGAUAUCAGUUACUUGGGAAUGAAAACAUGGUCUUGUUGGGCACUAUAUAACCAAUUUCUUAAAUUAAAGCCCUUUUGUUUUUGUGUUUUAUUAUAUGCUUUUGUUUUGAUUACUUUUGUUCUAUCAGGAGCAUGGAUCAAGCUUUUAUUUAAUAUGUAUAUACUCUUUAAAUGAAUGGGAUAACAAUCACUAGUGUAUGCUAAAUCGAAUGUUGUUUUAUAA
This is a messenger RNA of Pistacia vera, 1664 nucleotides long. Its product is annotated as plant UBX domain-containing protein 7. Gene Ontology annotation, cellular component: nucleus. Gene Ontology annotation, biological process: proteasome-mediated ubiquitin-dependent protein catabolic process. Gene Ontology annotation, molecular function: ubiquitin binding. Bases 115 to 1464 code for a protein of 449 amino acids. The transcript has 10 exons. Lineage: Eukaryota; Viridiplantae; Streptophyta; Magnoliopsida; Sapindales; Anacardiaceae. The record is from RefSeq and is a predicted model, not a curated record.